UGGGUUUCCUUUCCGCAGCGAAAUAGGGCAAACGAAGUUUUAAACUUAUCGAAACGAACUCCCGACGAGGGUGAAAGGUUGUCGAAGCAGCAGCUACCAGUCGCGUAACGCGCUAGUGCCCCCCGUAAGGUCAUCCCGAAAAAAACACGCCGAUCCGGUUCCAGUUAGUGUUCUCGAUCUCGAGUAGAGCGAAGCGAAGCAAAACCCAACGACAGAAAAAUGCCUUUCAAGCCAGCUGAGAACCCGAAGUGCCCGAAGUGCGGCAAGUCGGUGUACGCCGCCGAGGAGCGUGUGGCCGGAGGACACAAAUUCCACAAGCAGUGCUUCAAGUGCGGAAUGUGCGGCAAGAUGCUCGACUCCACAAACUGCGCAGAGCACGAAAGCGAGCUGUACUGCAAGAACUGCCACGGACGCAAGUACGGACCGAAGGGAUACGGAUUCGGUGGAGGCGCCGGGUGCCUCUCGAUGGACACUGGCGCCCAGUUUCAGCCGACCGAUGGCACGAACGGACAUUUCGAGCCGAAACCAAUGUCAAAGGCACCUGAAGGAGAGGGUUGCCCUCGCUGUGGCGGAUUUGUUUACAUGGCCGAGCAAAUGUUGGCACGUGGAAGAGCCUACCACAAGGGAUGCUUCAAAUGCGGUGAGUGUAAGAAGGGUCUCGAUUCUGUAAACUGCUGCGAGGGUCCGGAUCGUAACAUCUACUGCAAAGUUUGCUAUGGCAAGAAGUUUGGUCCGAAGGGUUACGGAUACGGCAAAGGUGGUGGAGCCCUGCAGAGCGAUAGUACUGUUAUCGAAAGCGAGUUUACCCUGAAACCAUCGACCGCGGACACGACGGCCAUUAAGGCAUCGCCUGGACAGGGAUGUCCGCGCUGCGGUGGCGUAGUGUUUGCCGCCGAGCAGGUCCUCUCGAAGGGUCGCGAGUGGCAUCGCAAGUGCUACAAGUGCCGCGACUGCACCAAAACGCUCGACUCGAUCAUCGCCUGCGAUGGUCCGGAUCGUGACGUGUACUGCAAGACCUGCUACGGCAAGAAGUGGGGACCGCAUGGAUAUGGAUUCGCCUGCGGAUCCGGCUUCCUGCAGACCGAUUGUAUGACCGAGGAGCAGUUGGCCUCUCAGAAGCCAAUGGUAUCGAACGAUACGACCUCGAUCAAGGCCCCGCAAGGUCAGGGAUGUCCGCGAUGCGGAGGUAUGGUGUUUGCUGCUGAGCAGCAGCUGGCCAAGGGUACGAUGUGGCACAAGAAGUGCUUCAACUGCAACGAGUGCCACCGUCCGCUAGAUUCCAUGAUCGCCUGCGAUGGUCCGGAUCGCGAGAUCCACUGUCGCGCCUGCUACGGCAAGCUGUUCGGACCGAAAGGAUUCGGUUUCGGACACACGCCGACGCUGGUCUCAACCGACGUCCAGUCGGCUCCAGUGCAGACCGAUCAAAAGCCAAUGAACGGACCGAAGGCCAAGGAUGGCAAGGGAUGCACCCGGUGCGGCUACGCGGUGUACGAGGCCGAGAAGAUGCUGAGUAAAAACCGCAUCUGGCACAAGCGAUGCUUCAGCUGCUUCGAGUGCCACAAAUCACUCGACUCGACGAAUCUAAACGACGGUCCGAACGGUGAAAUUUACUGCCGGGGUUGCUACGGCCGCAACUACGGUCCACGAGGCGUCGGCUUCGGCAUGGGAGCCGGCACGCUAACGAUGGCCUAAGAGGCCGACUAGCGGCGAUCCGGCCGAGCCCCCACCCGGUGGUCAAUGGCAUUAGUGAUGGACUAUAUUGAACUAUUUUUGUUUGUUUUCACAUUCUCUCUCGGAAUCGUUUUGUAACGAGUAUUUUUGCGUGUCGCUCAAUCCAAACCCAACCGCUCGCAGGAAUGGCGCACCGCAGAACAAUAUAGCGGAUUCCAGCCAAUAUAGAAGGCACGACUGCAAACGAUCGCUCCACGGCACACAGCUUCCCUUGGUGUGUAGGUCCGUGUAGAGUAGCAUUCCGAAUGGUCGUAUCCGUACGGCGUUGCGUUCCUUCGACCCGGUUAACGAUGGCGAUGGGGGACCUUUCAUACCCGAGAGAUUUCUUUUGCUUGGAAUUCGUUCAACUAUUUACUGCUCGUUUUCUGUUGAUUUCAUUUAUACUACUUCCGUAUCGCACCAUCUCCCCGUAAUUGCUUUUCGAAAAGAAAACAACUGUUUAUGCAAGUCGUAACAUUACCGUGUAAGAGUUUUUAGAUGUAAGCUUUGCUGCUCGUACAAAUAUUUAAAAGAAAAAUCGCAAGAAUCAUAAACCGUACACACGCAUGGCAGGCGGGAAUGGACAGCACGGAGGAGAAUGGAGGCAAGCGAAUGCUUCGAUUGAUAAUAAUUUCCAUGAACUGCAGUAAAGCUUACGGUUAGAGUAUUUUUUUGUGGAUAUUUUUGAAAACAACGAACGACCAGACCCUCCCCGGGGGCACACGAGUCCCCGGAGUCUGCGAUCAUUUGACGGUAGAAGACAUUUAACACUGGCCAUACACCAACACCCACACCGCGCAGACACUGAAGAUCACUUCGCAACAGGAAGCCACACGAUCGUAUCGACCGAUUAAUCGUACAACACCUGCAGGGCAUCCCGUCAUCAGUUUACUGCUACGUUUCAUCAUUAUUUAGAGAAAUUCUGCAGAUCCUAUGAUAAAAAAUGUUCAUAAAUGUGAAACAUGCAACGCCUUAUGCAUCGCUCUACUCAUUAAACAAGAGAAAAAGAAAACCGCGUCGCCACUAAACACAACAUGCCACAACAUAUUUGAUAGAACAAUUGUGUGUUAACCGUGUGUAACGUAGCGAGACGAUUAAAACCUUUUAUUCUAUCCAAACGAAAAGAAAUGUGAAAAAUGACCAAUUCCUACGCAACAAACGGUGGCGACAAUGAGAGAGAAAGCAUAACAACCACCGCAACAACGCUGUGAGAAGGAAUCAUAAUGAUGAUCGUGUAGACUUUAUCCUAACGCCUCUUGUGAGAACGCAUGUGCUUCUUCCCCGUUGUAUUAGAAGCUGAAACUAUCACUGGAUUUGAAUGGAACAGUUUUUUUUUAAAUCGUAAAUCUACUUAUAUCACAUUAUAUUACCAUUGUAAUCGCUAACUUAUAACAUUACUUUUUGUGAAGCAAAAGUAAUCAAUUGAAUAAUUACAACGCGCAACUGAUAACGUAACGUGAAACUUUAUAAAAAACGAUAUUUUAUCAAUAAAGGAACGGAAACAGCCGGA
Molecule: messenger RNA, 3220 nt
Organism: Anopheles coustani
Lineage: Eukaryota; Metazoa; Arthropoda; Insecta; Diptera; Culicidae
Product: muscle LIM protein 1-like
Exons: 9
Coding region: 220-1692 (490 amino acids)
Biological process (GO): muscle tissue development; sarcomere organization
Cellular component (GO): Z disc; cytoplasm; nucleus
Molecular function (GO): actinin binding; structural constituent of muscle
Source: RefSeq, a predicted model, not a curated record